AACAAUUCAUCGGACACUGAAGAUUGCGACGAUUCGGAAAGAUUGGUGAUUGAUCUUGGCGGCUUGGCCGACGCAGACGAUACGAAACAAAACGAAGUCGCCUCACCUAAAAAGACUACUAUCAACACCCAACAACAACAACAACAACAACAUCAGCAGCAGCAACAACAACAACUGCAACAAAAUUUGGAUAGCUCCAUUAACAGCAGCAAGAAUCACGGCGUCGCUUACUUAACUGCAAAGAAAUCGUCAAAAAUGAGUCUAGCGGCUGCUGACCUACAGCGCGGUCAGCUUUUCCGGUCACGAGAUGACGUCAGGGAGCGCGAGUCAGCAGCAGCCGAACAAAUGCAUCAAGAUGAAGAUCAAGAGGAACUCAACUGGCCAGCACAUUUCCUCAACUACGAC
Helobdella robusta is the source of this 405-nucleotide messenger RNA. RefSeq lists its product as hypothetical. The transcript is spliced from 2 exons. The record is from RefSeq and is a predicted model, not a curated record. NCBI's taxonomy places the organism in Eukaryota, Metazoa, Annelida, Clitellata, Rhynchobdellida, Glossiphoniidae. The annotation marks the transcript as partial.